GGGCCACUUAGAAAACAAGAUAUAAAGGAGAGCAGAAUCUUGGAAAGGCAGCCAGAAUUUCUGUGUGUUUCGGCUUUCAAUGAACAUGGGUGGAUUCCUAACAGGCCGUCAGUGUUCCACGUGCAUGGAGAAUCUAAAGGACCACAGUUUUUGGGACUUAUUUAGGACACGGGUGAGAAAGUACUUUUGGCUCAUCCCUGUCAUUGUUAUUGUGCUUACUUUAUUGAUCAUUUACUGCUCAUGGGCCCCACCAGAGCUUGACUGCAAGUGCCCUAAAGACCAAGCCAACAUCUCCGAACUGGAGGCGGAAAACCUGAGGCUGAGGAAGCAGCUGGCCAAGAUGGAAAAGGAGAUGCAGAAGUUCAAAAGUGUUACGGGCCAGACUGGAAAAAAAACUUUGCAACUUUUGGAAAAGAAGCAAGAAGAAGCCGAUGCCCUGAGCAAGGAAUUGUCAGUUUCCAACCAGUCUCUUGUACUAACCAGACAGCUUCUGGAGAAGGAAAAGGAGAAAGCCCAAAGCUUGCAGAGUCAACUGGAGAAUGCUCAGGAGCUCAGAGAUUCCUGUCAGAAACAGCUGAACACAUUGGAAGAAAAACUCAAGUCUUCAGAUAGUAAAGCUGAAGAAUACAAAGAUAAAACAGUGAAGCUUCAGUUGCAGAUAGAACAAGAACAGAGAAACCAAGAUAGUUUUAUAAAGGAAAGAGAGGCAUACCAGCACAGAAUCGGAGAGCUAAAUGACCAGAUUGCGUGGCCGCGGCAGAAAGAUAGUUCCACACAAAAUACCUUAGAAUAUUAUGGAUCCAAUGCGGUAUGGGCGUUUGUGAUUUUGGGCCUUCUCAUCUGCUAUGUCACAUGUUGCAGAUAAGAGUGUUAGCAUUGCCAUUCAAGAAAGUCCUGGGGUAAACUACGGACACUGCUGCAGCUUGAAAACGAAGUACUGCUUGUGGGAAAGAAACCACUACUCCUUCUUAUUUGAUCAUUUGAAAAAUAAAUGUCUUUGUCAAGUACUGGAUUUGUUUCCCGACAGAGAUAUAUU
Messenger RNA from Protobothrops mucrosquamatus (brown spotted pit viper), 1036 nucleotides. RefSeq names its product kinesin-like protein kif7. Bases 80 to 865 code for a protein of 261 amino acids. The record is from RefSeq and is a predicted model, not a curated record. NCBI's taxonomy places the organism in Eukaryota, Metazoa, Chordata, Lepidosauria, Squamata, Viperidae. The transcript has 4 exons.